Messenger RNA from Suillus plorans, 171 nucleotides. RefSeq lists its product as uncharacterized. The record is from RefSeq and is a predicted model, not a curated record. The annotation marks the transcript as partial. The transcript has a single exon. Lineage: Eukaryota; Fungi; Basidiomycota; Agaricomycetes; Boletales; Suillaceae.
AUGACAACACUUCAACAGUCCAACUCCCAAGGUGUUCGUGCCGACAAGCUUGUCGCUCUCCCAAGCUUGUCAUGCGGUCUCUCUUCAUUACCUCAAGCCAAAAGCAUGGACAGUGUGUCACUAUAUCCAAACAUGUAUGCGCAGCGGGCAGCUGAAAGCGAAGCCAAGGUA